GAUGGCAAACUUCGGCUCGCUGGCUGCUGCCUCGUCUUGGGAGAUCGUCAAGUCCUGCUGAAUAAAGAUCAGGGCAAAUGUCAUAGGAUGAACCCUGCUGGACCACUCUUACUGUCUGUGAUAUCGUGUCUCCUGUGGCUCUCCCGGGGCUUCGACCCAGCUCCCAGCGCCUGCUCCGCCUUGGCCUCCGGGGUCCUCUACGGCUCUUUUUCCCUGAAGGACCUCUUCCCCACUGUCUCCACCGGCUGCUCGUGGACCCUGGAGAACCCGGACCCGACCAAAUACUCCUUGUACCUCAGGUUCAACCGGGAAGAGCAGGUCUGCGCCCACUACUCGCCCAUGGUUCUGCCGCUGGAUCAUUACCUCUCCAACGAUACCUGCAGCCAGCCGGAAGUGACGUCCCUGCCUCGCGAGGAGGAGGAGGAGGAAGAAGGGGAUGUCAGGUUGGAGCUUUGCCAAGGGGGAGGCCCGUUCACCUUUUUCCAUUUCGACAAGAACUUUGUCCAGCUCUGCUUGGCGGAGGAGCCCGAGGCCGCCACCCGCCUGCUGCCUCCGGAGGCCGUGGAGUUCCGCUUCGUGGAGGUCCUCCUGAUCAACAACAACAACUCGAGCCAGUUCACCUGCGGCGUCUUGUGCCGUUGGCUGGAGGAGUGCCUCCGCCUUGGCUCCGGCCAGCCCUGCGGCCUCUCGCAGACGGGCUGCGUCUGCCAGCCCCCCCAGCCCCUGCCGGCCCCUCCGCAGCUCAACCAGACGCUCUCCAAUGCUCUGACUCCUCCCGCUCCCGCUGGCGGCGGCGGCAGCAACGGCGAGUGCUGCGUGACUGAAUUGCAUUCUGGGAAUGCGAAUGAUGUAUACUCUCCGGUGAUUAAAUACGGUGAUGCCGUGCACGAAGAUCAGAAGGUGAAGAAGAUCCAGUGGCCGCGGUCAGCAGACGAGCCAGGAGUGUACAUGGCACAAACCGGAGACCCUGCGGCAGAGGAGUGGUCCCAGUGGAGCGUCUGCUCGCUGACCUGUGGGCAGGGCACUCAGGUGCGGACCCGCUCCUGCGUCUCAUCGCCUUACGGAACACUGUGCAGUGGGUUGUUGCGGGAGACGCGGCUAUGUAAUAAUACUGCCACCUGCCCAGUUCAUGGCCUGCGGGAGGAAUGGUCCCCCUGGAGUCUGUGCUCGAUGACUUGUGGGCGAGGGUCUCGGAUCAGAAUGCGGCACUGCGUUUCUCCCCGGCACGGCAGGAAGGCCUGCGAGGGGCCCGAGGUGCAGACUAAGCCCUGCAAUAUCGCUCUCUGCCCCGUGGAAGGCCAGUGGCUGGACUGGGGAUCCUGGAGCCGCUGCUCUGUGUCGUGUUCCAACGGGACUCAGCAGCGCACCCGCAAGUGCAGCGUCUCGGCUCAUGGCUGGGCAGAGUGCAAAGGGGCUCAUGCCGACGCCAGGGAGUGUUACAACCCUGAAUGUCCAGCGGACAGCACAUGGGGCCCAUGGAACCACUGGAGUUUGUGCUCCAAGACGUGCGACACUGGCUGGCAGAGACGCUUCCGCAUGUGUCAAGGGACGGGCGUGCAAGGCUACCCGUGCGAGGGCAGCGGGGAGGAAGUCAAGACAUGCAACGAGAAGAAGUGCCCAGCGUACCACGAGAUGUGCAAGGACGAAUACGUCACACUGAUGACUUGGAAGAAAGCCGCCGCCGGUGAAACAGUCUACAACAAAUGCCCAGCCAAUGCCACGGGAUCUGCCAGUCGCCGGUGCCUGCUGAACUCCCAGGGUGUGGCUUAUUGGGGUGCGCCCAGCUUUGCACGCUGCGUUUCCCAUGAAUACAGAUACUUACAUCUCUCACUUCGAGAGCAUCUGGCCAAGGGGCAGCGCAUGCUGGCUGGAGAAGGCAUGUCUCAGGUGGUUCGUGGGCUGCUGGAGCUCGUGGCGCGCAAGACGUACUACAGUGGGGACCUGCUCUUCUCUGUGGAGAUCCUGCGCAACGUCACAGACACUUACAAGAGAGCGACCUACAUCCCCUCUGCAGAUGAUGUGCAGCGAUUCUUCCAGGUCGUCAGCUACAUGGUGGAUGCGGAGAACAGGGACAAAUGGGAGGACGCUCAACAGGUCUUGCCUGGCUCUGUCCUCCUCAUGAAGGUGGUUGAGGAUUUCAUCCAUCUGGUGGGAGAGGCGCUGAAGGCCUUCCAGAGUUCGCUCAUUGUCACAGACAACUUGGUAAUCAGCAUCCAGAGAGAGCCGGUUUCGGCGGUCUCCAGUGACAUCAACUUCCCCAUGAAAGGACGCCGGGGAAUGAAGGACUGGGCCCGGCACUCGGAGGACAAGAUCUUCAUCCCCAAGGAAGUGCUGAGCCUCUCGUCCUCAGAAACAGACGAGUCAGCCUAUUUUGUGAUUGGUGCCAUCUUGUAUCGUACGCUGGGAUUGAUCCUGCCCCCUCCUCGAAGUCCCUUGGCUGUCAUGUCCAGAGUCCUUACGGUGACAGUGAGGCCACCAACCAAAGCCAUGGAGCCCUUGAUUGCUGUGGAAUUGUCCCACAUCUUCAAUGGCACCUCGCAUCCGCAGUGCGUGACUUGGGAGUACACCAAAGCGGAGGUUGGCUCUGGGAACUGGGACACGGAGAGCUGCCAGACGGUGGAAACUCUCUCGGCUCACACCAAAUGCCAGUGCAACCAGCUCUCCACCUUUGCGGUGAUUGCUCAGCUGCCCAAAGAUCUGGCCAUGGACUCCAGCGGUUCCCCCUCCGUCCCACUCAUGAUUGGUUGUGCCGUUUCCUGUAUGGCUUUGCUGACCCUGUUGGUGAUCUACGCCGCCUUUUGGAGGUUUAUCAAGUCAGAACGGUCGAUCAUCCUUCUGAAUUUCUGCGUCUCCAUUUUGGCUUCCAACGUGUUGAUCCUGGUGGGGCAGUCCCAGAUGCUCAGUAAGGGCGUCUGCACUAUGACAGCUGCUUUUCUCCACUUCUUCUUCCUCUCUUCCUUCUGCUGGGUGCUGACCGAGGCCUGGCAAUCUUACUUGGCUGUGAUUGGCAGGAUCCGGACUCGCCUCGUCCGCAAACGCUUUCUCUGCCUCGGGUGGGGAUUGCCAGCCUUGGUGGUUGCCGUCUCUGUUGGCUUUACUCGGACUAAAGGAUACGGAACGUCCAGCUAUUGCUGGCUGUCCCUCGAGGGGGGGCUGCUGUAUGCCUUCGUUGGCCCAGCUGCCGUGAUCGUCCUGGUCAACAUGCUGAUUGGAAUCAUUGUGUUCAACAAGCUCAUGUCCCGAGACGGCAUCUCGGACAAGUCCAAAAAGCAGCGGGCAGGGGCAUCGCUGUGGAGCUCCUGCGUGGUCUUGCCUCUGCUGGCGCUCACCUGGAUGUCGGCUGUGCUCGCCAUGACCGACCGGCGCUCCAUCCUCUUCCAGGUCCUCUUUGCUGUCUUCAACUCAGUCCAGGGCUUCGUCAUCAUCACUGUCCACUGUUUUCUACGCAGAGAGGUGCAGGACGUGGUGAAGUGCCAGAUCGGAGUCUGCAAGAGCGACGAGAAUGAAAACUCUCCCGACUCCUGCAAGAACGGGCAAGUCCAGAUCAUGACAGAUUUUGAAAAGGAUGUUGACCUGGCGUGUCAGACAGUCCUCUUCAGAGAGGUUAACACGUGCAACCCGGCCACCAUCACGAGUACCUUGUCGCGCAUCUCCCUGGACGGGGAUGAGGAUCCUAAGCUCAACUCCAGCUCCGAGGGAGGCCUGGGCUUCUCCACUCUCCCAGGGAACAUCCCGCCCACCUCGAUCCUCGUCCAGGUGCCCAAAAUGACGCACAACGUGGUAAAGGGUCUGAACGAACUCAACGACCCACCCACCAAGAAGGACAUCAACUUGGAUGCCUCACGGGGACCUGUCUACAUGUGCGGCGAGAGCAACCUGCGGCAGCUGGACUACGGCUGGCUGCGGCCGCAAGAGGCCGCCAUGGAGAGCAACUACAUGGUGCUGCCGCGGCGGACAGUGAGCCUUAAGCCCUUCACCAGGGAGGAGGGCAAGCUCAACAUCAAACUGGACGAGGCGCCGGGCUUGACCAAGGUCCGCCAUAUGAUGGAGGCCGAGGCCUACCCCUCCUUUGCCUCAGUAGACCACAUCAACGUGAACUUGAACCAACCCUACGGGACGAUCAAGCACCCGUACGGCCUCCAGUUCAAGCAGCAGCCCACGGUGCGGCAGAUCUUGGCCUCGGAGAUGUCAGAGCGCAGCCGCACCAUGCCCCGCACCGUGCCAGGUUCCGCCAUGAAAGUGGGCUCCCUGGAGAGGAAAAGGCUACGGUAUUCCGACCUGGAUUUCGAGAAGGUGAUGCACACGAGAAAACGCCACUCUGAACUUUACCACGAGUUGAACCAGAAGUUUCACACGUUGGACCGGUAUCGAGCACCAGCAACCAACGCCUCAAAGAGAGAGAAGCGGUGGAGCGUCUCUUCAGGAAGCGGGGAAAAGAACGAGGCAGCCAGCCCAGACAGCCGGCAGCAGAAGCAAAAGUCGUGGAGCACCUUCAAGGCCAUGACGCUGAGCUCCCUGCCCUCCAAGCAUCGGGAGAAACUGGAGCUCCAUCCUGCUGCUGACUGGGAAAAGCACUGUAUGAGCCUGGAUCUGACCGAGGGGGACUUCCAGACAGAAGUGUGAGCCUCGCGGACUCUGGGAUCUAGCCUCCUAUAAAUAUAUAUAUAUGUUAUAAAUAUAAAUAUAUAUAUAUUUUCACACCUUGGGAAAAAAGGAGACCAAAACAACAAGACAGUUCCUUCCCCUUCUGGUGGUUUUAUUGGGCUCUUUUGGACACCCCUUUAGUCGCUCCUCGGGGGCGGGGAGAGGCAGCGG
Messenger RNA from Euleptes europaea (tarantolino), 4815 nucleotides. RefSeq names its product adhesion G protein-coupled receptor B2 (gene ADGRB2). The transcript is spliced from 31 exons. The record is from RefSeq and is a predicted model, not a curated record. NCBI's taxonomy places the organism in Eukaryota, Metazoa, Chordata, Lepidosauria, Squamata, Sphaerodactylidae. Bases 88 to 4623 code for a protein of 1511 amino acids. Gene Ontology annotation, biological process: G protein-coupled receptor signaling pathway; negative regulation of angiogenesis; cell surface receptor signaling pathway. Gene Ontology annotation, cellular component: plasma membrane. Gene Ontology annotation, molecular function: G protein-coupled receptor activity.